UCCAGUCUACCUCUUAUGAGUCACCAUUGCUAUCCUCGCCUUAGUCAUGCAGAUGGGUCAAGGCCGGUCAGCGUCGCGUUGCACUACGCAGCGUUGGCCGAUUGCGUGGGCAGUGUGCGGACGAGCUGAGCAGCAAUUUAUGAAACACGGCGUGCGGCUAGUCGAGUCAGCUCGGGGCAGAACGGUUGGGUACUAACCACAGGCUGAGGAUAAGGCUACCUCCCAUUCCCCCGUCGCAAUGGCGCAGCCUCGUCUCUUCCGCCUCCUGCUCGUGCUCGCGCUCGUGCUACUCCUCGCAUCCCCGGCAUUCGCGGCUGGCAGAGCCAAAAAAGGCCGUGUGAAGAUAGUGCAGAAGGACACGCUUUGCUCUACGCUGUUAAGGACUUACUACGGAGGCAGCAGCACUAAAUUUGUGGAGUACAACGGUCGCCCUUGCAAUGGCAGAUGGCCGAGCACUAUCAUUGUGGUUCCGUGACAUGUUGUUGCGGAGACAAGCAAGUAGGUCAUGGGAGAGAACCAAUGAACGCGAGUCUAGCUUGGAGCAGAGUGCUAGGGUUUGCAUAGGGAGUCAGGGUUUGUGUAGGGAGUGGGCUGCCACCGAGUUGCUGUCUUGUUUGCCCUGCCCCUUCAGUUGAUGAAGAUGUUGUCAUAAAGUCACCAUCACUGGGAGAAGAGGGGAUGUCCUCAGGAGUGUUAGGCUCCAUAUAUCCACCUUCCCUAGGGAAAGCCUCCCUAUUACCCUCCCUAGAGACAGAGGAGGUUCUACAGGGCUAUCCCAGUGCCACGGCAGAUGUGCCUUGCAUGGAAGGUUAUGUUGAUGAAUUGCCACAAACAAAUGUGUCAAAAUGUG
Closterium sp. NIES-67 is the source of this 850-nucleotide messenger RNA. The record is from the annotation of a GenBank genome assembly. NCBI's taxonomy places the organism in Eukaryota, Viridiplantae, Streptophyta, Zygnematophyceae, Desmidiales, Closteriaceae.